AUGGCAGGAGGUAAUAUUACUGAUGAUGAUGAAUUAGCUUUCCAUGUUGGGAUUGAGUUGCGAGAGAUAUCGAUGUCUGAUAAUGAUGAUCUUGAAGAACCUAGCAAGACGAUGAAGACAUCUAUUACUCCAUUUGUUCUCGCAUUCAGUAAUCUAAGUUACAGCCUUAAUACAUGUACGGAAAUGACAUUUUCUAGUAUUUUUUAUAGAAAAGAUACCAAGAAAAUGCCCAAGUCCUCCAAGGAGAAAAUCUUGUUGAAUGAUAUCUCAGGUGAAGCUAGAGAAGGUGAAAUUCUAGCUAUUCUUGGUCCUAGUGGUUCGGGAAAGUCAACCUUGAUUGAUGCACUUGCGAACAGGAUCUCUAAUGAAAGCUUGAAAGGAUGUGUCACGAUGAAUGGUGAAUUUCUAGAGUCGGGGCUUCUCAAAGUAAUUUCUGCUUAUGUCAUGCAAGACGAUUUGUUGUUCCCUAUGCUAACAGUUGAAGAGACGCUAAUGUUCUCGGCUGAGUUUAGAUUGCCUCGUUCAAUCUCAAAAUCAAAGAAAAUGGCAAGAGUUCAAGAUGUGAUGGAUGAGCUUGGGUUGCUUAGAGCAGCAAAUACCUUAAUAGGAGAUGAAGGUCUUAGAGGCAUUUCUGGAGGUGAGCGUCGUCGUGUUUCAAUUGGAGUUGAUAUAAUUCAUGAUCCAAUUGUACUAUUUCUUGAUGAGCCAACGUCAGGACUUGAUUCAUCGUGUGCUUUCAUGGUGGUGAAAGUCCUGCAGAGAAUCGCUCGGAGCGGGAGGAUAGUUAUUAUGUCCAUUCACCAACCUAGUUCCAGAGUUGUUGGCUUAUUCGAUCAAAUGAUAUUUCUCUCGCAGGGUGAAACCGUCUACUAUGGCUCUCCCAAUCAUCUCUCACUUUUCUUGUCGGAUUUCGGUCAUCCAGUCCCUGAGAAUGAAGAUAUAACCGAAUUCAUGUUAGAUCUAUAUCGUGGACUAGAAGGGAUACCUGGUGGAACAAAAAGUAUUGUUGAAUUCAACAAACUGCGGCAGAAAUUAGCAGAAAACCAGCAGUUCAAUUCAGAUUAUUCAAAUAUGUUGGGUGUAAGCAUAAAACAACCAAUAAUAGUAAGGGGAAAACUCAUCGACAGUAAUUUUAUGCACACUGCUCAAACAUCGAGCAUCUCGAAAUUUGCAAAUCCAUUCUGGGUUGAGAUCAUUAUACUAGUGAAACGAUCAUUAACAAACUCAAAGCGGAUGCCCAAAGUAUUUUUACUUCAACUUGGUGCUGUUGCGUUCGUAGGUUGUAUCUUUGCCAGUGUGUACUGGCAGCUUGAUAAAUCACAAGUAGGUAUUAAAGAACGAAUAGGGCUAUUCGCUAUGAUAGUGACAACCAUCUGGUUUGGUUCCAUAGAAGUUCUCGCAGUAUUCCUCCAAGAAAGGUACAUAUUCAUGAGAGAAACAGCUUAUAACUCAUACCGCCAUUCAUCUUACGUUCUAUAUCACUCAAUUUUAGUCAUAGCCUCGUUAUUCAUAUAUUCUAUAUUGUUAGCAUCAUUGACGUUCUCGCCAAUUGGUCUAGGUGGUGGAUUUCCAGGUUUCUUUUUUUAUUUCCUUGCGAUAUUUGCAUCAUUUUGGACAGCUAACUCGUUCGUGAGUUUGGUCUCAGGAUUGGUUUCUCUAGUUGUGGUGGGUUACAUUGUAGUAUUGACUACAGUUGCCGCAUUUCUUCAAUUCAGUGGUUUCUUUAUACCUAGAGAUAGAAUUGCAUCAUUUUGGAUAUGGCUCCAUUACAUUUCUGCUAUGAAAUAUCCAUAUCAAGCCAUCUUGUUAAACGAAUUCGACAUCCCAAAUAUGUGUGUGGUUGAAGGCAUUGCUCCAGAUAAGUCUUGCUUAGUCACUGGUUCAGAUAUAGUAAGAAAGCACGACGCAGCCGAUUUAAGCAAAUGGAGUUGCUUGUGGAUUACUUUGGCAAUGGGUGUCUUCUACAGAAUUCUCCUUUACAUCGCUUUAUUGUUUGGCUGCAAGAACAAGAGGAAGUAGUUCUGUACAAGAUAAAUUUUCCGCAUGUCUUGUAAGAGUGAGAAUUUUUAAUUUGUUAGGUGAUAUUU
Messenger RNA from Papaver somniferum (opium poppy), 2087 nucleotides. RefSeq names its product ABC transporter G family member 6-like. The transcript has a single exon. Gene Ontology annotation, molecular function: ATP binding; ABC-type transporter activity; ATP hydrolysis activity. Bases 1 to 2019 code for a protein of 672 amino acids. The record is from RefSeq and is a predicted model, not a curated record. Gene Ontology annotation, cellular component: membrane. NCBI's taxonomy places the organism in Eukaryota, Viridiplantae, Streptophyta, Magnoliopsida, Ranunculales, Papaveraceae.